This is a messenger RNA of Yamadazyma tenuis ATCC 10573, 2829 nucleotides long. Its product is annotated as putative lipase. NCBI's taxonomy places the organism in Eukaryota, Fungi, Ascomycota, Pichiomycetes, Serinales, Debaryomycetaceae. Gene Ontology annotation, molecular function: monoacylglycerol lipase activity. The record is from RefSeq and is a predicted model, not a curated record.
AACGAGCAAAGCACUAUCGUCUUACACUUGACAGCCAUACCUAAUGGCCAUGCUUUCAGGUAGACCCUCUGCGGAUGCCAGCACAUCGGAGGCCACGAAGAAAGACUUGGUACUUUUUAGAGAUGUCAAGGCGGUCAAGUCGGGCCAAAUUCAUCGGUUUCAAAUCAACUAUACGCCUACCACGGAAGACAAGGUGGUGCUGCUAACAAAGAAUCUUUGGGUCAAGGUCAAAAACACCGAACCACUUCCUAUGCGAGCAGCAUUUAUUGCCGGUCCGUACUUACUCUAUGUGGACUGCCGGUCCGAGGACUACGAUAUCAAUAAAAAAUGCUUUAUCACCGCUGACCAACCGACUUUUGAACCACAAUUGCAACCAGGAAACUCGUUUUAUGCUGAGCUUUCAUGCCAUACCAUCAAGGAUACGUACCGGUGGACGGUGGACGUGGUAUCGCAAAUGAUCUUCAACAACAAUGUGGAAAUCAAUUUUGAGAUUAUGGUGGGAACUUCUAGACAAGUGCUACACGAGGCGAGUCUUCCCGACAAGCAUGUAGAAAACCGUGAUAGAAUCGGAACGUUUGUUUCACUGCAAACCCUUGAGGUCAGCGAUUUGGACAUUUACGAUUUGUGGAAUCUACCAAUUCCCAAUCCACAAAAACCCAUCCACCUUGUGAUACUCACGCACGGAUUACACUCUAAUGUGAGUGCAGAUAUGUUUUAUUUGAAAGAACAGAUCGACUCGUGCAACAGCGACUCAGCCAGUGAGAACUUCGUGGUGAAAGGAUUCUUUGGAAACAUCUGCAAGACUGAACGAGGAAUCAAGUAUCUAGGGAGUCGAGUUGCCGAGUAUAUCAUUGAUUUGAUCCAGAAUAAUGAGCCCCUCAGCAAAGGGAACGUCACCAAGAUCUCGUUUGUUGGACACCUGUUGGGAGGAUUGGUGCAGACGUUUACAAUUGCAUAUUUACAGGUGAAUUUCCCCUGGUUUUUCCAGAGGAUCAAGCCCAUUAACUUCAUCACCAUCGCAUCACCAAUGUUAGGUGCCAGUAACGAAAACCCGAUUUACGUCAAUUUGGCAUUGCUGGCAGGAAUCGUUGGAAAGACUGGGCAGGAAUUGAGCUUGCGAUUCACGGAGGAUGUCUCGAAACCUCUUUUAUUGCUACUUCCUCAAGGCCCAACUCAUACGGUCCUCAAGAGAUUUGUGAGAAGAACCUUAUAUUCGAAUGUGGCUAAUGAUGGAGUGGUGCCCUUGAGAACUUCGGCUCUAUUGUAUUUGGACCAUGAAGGCUUGGGUACGAUACUUUCAAAAAAAUCGAUGUCUUCUCAUAACAUCGACGAGUCAAAAGUAGAUAAGAUUCCAGAUGACGAUUGUGUUGGAGACAACAACUUAUCUUUCUUACCCCAACCGGUUCAAGUGAUGUUGCUGAAGUUUAUGCCCCAAAAACAGCACAAGACUACUGAAGUGGUAGAUGACAAGGACGAAGUGGAUGAUCCCCAGUCUUCGAACACAAAGAAUAUAUUGAAACGGAUUGAAGGCCUACACAGAUCGUCUGUUUUGGAAACAGCUCAAUCUCUUUUACUACCACCUUUGCCUCCAACUAGUUACAUUGUGAACCCAGACGAAAGAGAAAAUGCCAUUAUUUACGACAAGGUUUACCAUGAAGAUGACCUUCCUCCAAGAGACUCCACUGAAGAAGCCUCGAAAAGACUUGGAGCCGAAGUUGUUAAUGUCAAUGAAGUGAAAGCCAAUGACUCUCAAGUCACCACCUUCAGAAAGCGUUUGAUGAGUAGUUUCGACUUACAAGAGUUUGAACGAAUCGAAGAGGAAAUUGCUCGUGAGUACCAUAAAGAUAUGAGCUGGAGAAAAGUUCUUGUACGACUCAACCCUGACGCCCACAACAACAUCAUUGUUCGAAGAAGGUUUGCUAAUGCCUAUGGGUGGCCUGUAAUGGAGCAUUUGAUCAACAACCACUUCACUAUCGAUGCAAUGAAAGAGCAGGAAGCGGUUUCUCAUCGAUGGAAUCUCAACGGGAUUGGAAUGUGGGAUAGCGAAACACCAGGUGAAGGCUUUGAGCUUGUGGAUCUACUCUCUCGAGAUCUCAUCAAAAAGGAAAAUAAGGAUAUAGAGGAGACAGGCCCGAAAAACGACCACCAAUGGAUAAACACCAAAGACAACGAGUCCUUCUUCUCGGUGGGACCUGCCAGUUUGAUCAGUGAUGUCGGAGAGAUGGUGGGAAACUUGAGAGACCAGUGGUAUACCAAUCAGAAUACUAGACUUGCUGUUCAGGAAGAGGUGGAAGUGUGUCAGCCAGCCGAUGAGCCUCCGCAAGUGAUGGGGGACUUUUUAUAGAAUUAGGAUGUAUUGCCUAUAUUACAGGAUAUAAUGUACAGGUUAUUUAUUGUGAUUGCUGCUCUUGUUGUUGGUCUUCUUCAUCGUUCUCCGGGAGUGGAAACAACUCGUUGAUCUUAUCGAUGAGCAGGUUGACAGAAUCCUCGUUCAAUCUCUGAUCACACUCCUCGAUCACCGCGUGCACAUGGACCAUUGAUCGAGGAAGUGAGUUCAUUAUCUGAAGCUUUUCGAUCUUCACCAAAUCAUACUGGUUCAAAAAAACCAUCAACUGUUUGAAUUUGUCGGGCGACUCGAUUUGAGAACAUGCUCUGUCUUCCAAAAAAGAUAUGAUCUCCUUGGAAACGAUCUCCAACUCCAACCCACCGUGCUUACUUUUCUUCUUAUCCUUCGGGUUUUGGGUGGCCUUGAGAUGUUCAAGCACCUCGUAGUCCGAUAAAAACUUGUCUCUUUCAAUCAACACCUUCAUGCUAAACUGUGCUCAUCUC